AAAGUGAUAAGUAAACCGCCGUUGAUUUCACACAGUGAGGCCUCUUUUCACAAUGUGUCUCCUCAAAGAAUGUGUCAAAUUUGUCGUAUUUGCAUUCAACUUAAUCUUCGUGAUCGUUGGCGCAGCCCUCAUCACUGUAGGUGCAAUCUACCUAGUGAAUUUUACCGAUGUAACUAACGCCAUCCCGGAACUUUACAACGAGAUCAAGUUGAUUCCCAUUUUAACAGUUGUUAUAGGCGGUGUUAUUUUCCUUAUAUCGUUCUUCGGCUGCUGUGGGGCUAUUAGAAGUAGUUCGUGUCUUCUAACUACAUAUGCUGUGAUUCUUCUAAUCAUCUUUAUCUUACAAAUCGCUCUGGGAGUGUUCGCCUUCUUAGAAAUAAAAGACGAAAAGGAUUUCCAAACGAACGUGGAUAAAACUAUCGAUCAAAUCUUCCGCAAGACGGAUAAUGCAAGUAUGGAAGUAAGAGACUUUAUACAGAAGGAGCUUCAUUGUUGUGGCACUUAUGGUCCGCUCUUUUACGCAGAAAUUCGCGAACAGGUACCACCCUCGUGCAAGAAAGACAACAUCAUACCUUAUACAGCUGGGUGUCAGAAAACAUUUUUCGUUUUCUUGAAAGAUGCUGCUAGAAUUAUAGGAAUCGUGGUUUUGGCUUUAGCCGCUACUGAAGUUGUUGGAGCCACGUUCUCGUUAUGUCUAGCAAAUUCCAUAAGAAAUGGAGUGAGAAGGAGUGGCUAUUACUAAGUGCGUAGUAAGAUAAAUAUAUUACAUAAGAUUGUUUUUAUAACUUUGCCAAUAUAAUUGUGUUAUUAA
Molecule: messenger RNA, 811 nt
Organism: Zophobas morio
Lineage: Eukaryota; Metazoa; Arthropoda; Insecta; Coleoptera; Tenebrionidae
Product: 23 kDa integral membrane protein-like
Exons: 4
Coding region: 53-742 (229 amino acids)
Cellular component (GO): plasma membrane
Source: RefSeq, a predicted model, not a curated record